AAAUCACCAAAAUUCCAUAUCGGGCUCAGGCGCACGGUGGAUUCCAUCGAUCUUUCUAUCCCGCCAUCCGUUUCAUUAUUUUCCUUUCCUUUUCUUCCAUUUUCUUUUCCCCAUAUUACUUGAACACGGUAUAUACUUCGGGAGAGUAAUACACAAGAUCAAACACAAUGCCUCUCUCCAAGCGCGCAAAGAUCGUCCACGAGACCAAGACUGCGAAGAAGUCGCACAAGGAACAGACUCGACGACUGUACGCCAACGUCCAAGAAUGCGUCGAGAAAUAUGAUCACCUCUUCGUCUUCUCCGUCGACAACAUGCGCAAUACCUACCUGAAGGAUGUGCGAACGGAAUUUUCUGAUAGCCGUCUUUUCUUCGGCAAGACCAAAGUCAUGGCCGUCGCACUCGGCAACUCUCCCGAAACCGAAUGCGCUACGAACCUGCAUCUUCUGAACCCAUACUUCACCGGCGCCGUCGGUCUGCUAUUCACUUCCCGCGACCCUGAAUCCGUCAUUGCGCACUUCGACUCGUUCCGACCCCUCGAUUACGCCCGUGCGGGUACUGUCAGCACGAGAUCCUUCACGAUCCCCAAUGGCCCCGUGUACUCGCGUGCUGGUGAGAUUCCCGAAUCGCAAGAUGAGCCCCUCAGUCACACGGUGGAGCCUACGUUGCGGAAAUUGGGCGUUCCAACGCGGUUGGUGAAGGGCCGUGUUGUCUUGGAGAUGACCGAUGGAAAUGGCUAUCAGGUCUGCAAGGAGGGAGAGGUCCUCGACUCGAGACAGACGACUUUGUUGAAAAUGUUUGGUGUUGCGACUGCUGAGUUCCGUGUCGGAAUGAAGGCCUACUGGAGCCGGAAAACUGGCGAGGUCAAGGUUCUCGAAAAGAAGGAGGGUGAAAUGGAUGUCGAUGGACAGUAAAAUCGACGGGCUUGCUGGUCGAGGCUGGUAAAUAUUGAUUUUCUUCCUUUUUUUCCGUCUUCUGCAGCAUAUCUCUGGGAGUAAGGGACUGGCGUUUUCUUUGGUUUUAUACUAGAUGAGACAUAAAAAGUAUAUGUUCUCCAGACUCAAAAGAAAUGGAUACCGCUACUUCUACGUUUGCAGAUC
This is a messenger RNA of Paecilomyces variotii, 1097 nucleotides long. Its product is annotated as putative 60S acidic ribosomal protein P0. Gene Ontology annotation, biological process: ribosomal large subunit assembly; ribosomal large subunit biogenesis; nuclear-transcribed mRNA catabolic process. Gene Ontology annotation, cellular component: preribosome, large subunit precursor; nucleolus. The transcript is spliced from 2 exons. Gene Ontology annotation, molecular function: RNA binding. The record is from RefSeq and is a predicted model, not a curated record. Bases 168 to 911 code for a protein of 247 amino acids. Lineage: Eukaryota; Fungi; Ascomycota; Eurotiomycetes; Eurotiales; Thermoascaceae.